CUGCCUUCCCGAUGUAGAGUUUCUUGCGUUGAUAAAGAAAAACUGCUGAAGUCAUAAGCCUGCUCCAGGCAGAGCCCUCAUGUGAGUCAUAUGAAAGCUCCAUCCUGCUGACCUCUGGCAAAAAGGGAGUGAACGGGGACAGAAGAGGCAGAGGGGAAGAGGUUUUCUCCUUGAGCCUACGAGAUUAUGGGUCAAGAACUGUGUGCAAAGACUCUUCAGCCUGGAUGCAGCUGCUAUCGCAGUUCAGAGGGAGGCCAGGCACGCAGCUGUCUGAGGAGUCAACCCGUGACGAUGGAGGCUGCGUUUGAGCUAACAGACCUAAAAGAAGCAUCAUGUGCUAUGACUUCAUUUCACCCCAGGGGACUUCAGGCUGUCCGUGCAGAGAAGUUCAAGAGUAAAAGGCCACGCAGUAACAGCGAUUCUUCUCAGGAAGAGGAUCUGAGGCAGGGUUUUCAGUGGAGAAAGAACCUCCCUUUUGGGUCAGCCUCGUCUUACUUGAACUUGGAGAAGCUGGGUGAAGGUUCUUAUGCUACAGUUUAUAAGGGGAUUAGCAGGAUAAAUGGACAACUAGUGGCCUUAAAAGUCAUCAGCAUGAACGAAGAGGAAGGGGUCCCAUUCACAGCUAUCCGGGAAGCUUCUCUCCUGAAAUGUUUGAAACAUGCCAAUAUUGUGCUUCUGCAUGACAUAAUCCACACCAAAGAGACACUGACAUUUGUUUUUGAAUACAUGCACACAGACCUGGCUCAGUACAUGUCUCAGCAUCCAGGAGGACUUCAUCCUCACAAUGUCAGACUUUUCAUGUUUCAACUUUUACGGGGCCUGGCAUACAUCCACCACCAGCGCGUCCUUCACAGGGACUUGAAACCUCAGAACUUACUCAUCAGUCACCUGGGAGAGCUCAAACUGGCUGAUUUUGGUCUUGCUCGAGCCAAGUCCAUUCCCAGCCAGACAUACUCUUCAGAAGUCGUGACUCUGUGGUACCGGCCUCCUGAUGCUUUGCUGGGAGCUACUGAAUAUUCUUCAGAGCUCGACAUAUGGGGUGCAGGCUGCAUCUUUAUUGAAAUGUUCCAGGGUCAUCCUUUGUUUCCUGGGGUUUCCAACAUUCUUGAACAGCUGGAGAAGAUCUGGGAGGUGUUGGGAGUCCCUACAGAGGAUACCUGGCCUGGAGUCUCCAAGCUACCUAACUACAAUCCAGAAUGGUUCCUGAUGCCUAAGCCUCCAAACCUUAAGAUUGCCUGGAACAGGCUGGGCAGCGUCCCUGAAGCUGAAGAGCUGGCUUCCCAAAUGCUGAAAGGCUUUCCUAGAGACCGCGUCUCUGCCCAGGAAGCACUUGUUCAUGACUAUUUCAGAGCCCUGCCGUCUCAGUUGUACCAGCUUCCCAAUGAGGAGUCUUUGUUUACGGUUUCAGGGGUGAGGUUGAAGCCAGAAUUGUGUGACCUUUUGGCCUCCUACCGGAAAGGUCAGCACCCGGCUCCGUUUAGCAAAUGCUGGUGAAAAAAGAGAAGUCACCAACAUCCUUCCAGGCAAAGAGAUCCCUGAGCCAGAAGGUUGAUUUCCCAAUAGGACAGAUGGGAGACGGACAAUUGAAAGAAUUUGGAGAGAGACCAGGUACAUAGAGAGACCUGUCACUCCUGCAUACGCUUCCAAUUUCUCCCAACAAAAGAACUUCUGUGGCAAGGAGAGGAUGAGUCUCCAGUUUGGAGACGUCUCCAGAGAAGAUGAUUCGGAUAAAGUUGUCAGCAAAAAGACUUGCUUAAGACUACCUGUUACUGUUUUCCUAGGAGCGUUUCUUUGUUCACUAUCUGGAUUAUCAGAACACAUUACCACCCCACCUCACCCAGAUUUCGGGAGUUUGGACUGAGUUGCUGUUUAGAAUUGAAUUUCAGGUUCUCUCUUUCUACUGAAUCCUAAUCAUUGCAGUGAUGGCAAAAGUGAUGUGAAAUCUAAGCUCUGAUUUGAUGGCAGAGAUACUGAAGACUGAUAGAAGUAAAGGGUUCCAAAGAUGUAAUGCAAGCCCUGUUGCCCCAUCAGACACACAUGCAUGUGCACAUACACAAGAAAGCCCUCUAGAAAAAUGAGAGAUCUUUGUAGGCUAACACACGUGCCAUUUUCUACAAUGGCUCUUUCUAAAAGAAAACAGGGAAACUCAAAUUACUUCUGUCUAGGGAUUACAUCAGGGAAUGUUGUAACCUAGAAACCAGAGCCCUCUAUAAAUACUUUAGAAGAACAAGGACGAACUAAUUGAAAAAUAGUAACUAUGCACCCAGUGUCUGAGAUGGAAGAAGAAAAAACACAUACAAAUAGUCCAAAGAAAUCUGCUUUAGUAUUUGAUUUUAGUAAGGCACUUUGAAACAGCCUAUCUGGAUCUGAAAGGUGACAAAGCGUAGGCUGGAUGAUGGGGCAGAGACGUGCACUGAAAGAAUGACAGUUAUUCAGCUGAGAGGCCAAUAGUGCUACAGUACAAACUUCAGCCUGGUGUCCUAUUCCAGUCAAAAAUGCUUAUUAACCAGGGCUGCAAAAAGAGAAGACCUAAACCAGGCCAGCGUGAGGUCUAGCAGUACUACGGCCAUUUUGAAAUGAAGAAAGGCCUCUAACAAGACCAAUGUAGGGGCUUGCAGGUAGCGUGGUGGCUAAGGGUAUUGGACCCCCACAUGGCAGACUGUGGUUUGAA
Tupaia belangeri chinensis (Chinese tree shrew) is the source of this 2671-nucleotide messenger RNA. RefSeq names its product cyclin dependent kinase 15 (gene CDK15). NCBI's taxonomy places the organism in Eukaryota, Metazoa, Chordata, Mammalia, Scandentia, Tupaiidae. Gene Ontology annotation, cellular component: cytoplasm; nucleus; cytosol. The transcript is spliced from 14 exons. The record is from RefSeq and is a predicted model, not a curated record. Gene Ontology annotation, molecular function: cyclin binding; ATP binding; cyclin-dependent protein serine/threonine kinase activity. Bases 187 to 1494 code for a protein of 435 amino acids. Gene Ontology annotation, biological process: protein phosphorylation.